Molecule: messenger RNA, 8901 nt
Organism: Pelodiscus sinensis (Chinese soft-shelled turtle)
Lineage: Eukaryota; Metazoa; Chordata; Testudines; Trionychidae
Gene: FOXN3
Product: forkhead box N3
Biological process (GO): regulation of DNA-templated transcription
Cellular component (GO): nucleus
Molecular function (GO): DNA-binding transcription factor activity; cis-regulatory region sequence-specific DNA binding
Source: RefSeq, a predicted model, not a curated record
UUUCCCCCUCCUGCCUGCAAUUGGGAUCUCCGGGCGUGCAACGAGAGCGAACGCCCUCCCCCACCCACUUGGCUCUCCCCUCCCUUCCGUGGCUGCUGGAGUGCUGGCCCAGCCCAGGUUUUCUCUUUCUCUCCUCCCUCCCUGGUCAUGUGUCGCCUUUUUUUGUUUGCUUGCAGUGGAAACAAUUUAUCGCUCUUCUGCUAGCACCGACCCAAAUCGCUGCCCACCAGGAGUAAAGGAGGGAGGGGGAGGGAAGGCAGAAAGGGAGGGCGGAAGGUAAAACUACAGGAGGGUCCCAUGGUACUGUAUUUCCUCUUGUGCCCUGGGACUCCUUUCCCCCUCUGCACGUUGUUGGCUCAGGCUAAGGGAGGAGACGAUGCCUUGUUCAAUCAGAUGAAAGUUUGCAUAAUAACCAUGAAAGGACAGCGGUAAAAUCUAGCCUCUCUCAAGCCAGGAGCUUCUGUCUAAAUGGGUCCAGUCAUGCCUCCCAGUAAGAAGCCGGAGGGCUCAGGAAUUAGUGUUUCCAGUGGACUGAGUCAGUGUUACCAAGAUAGCGAUUUAUCAAAGGCACUUCAUGAGGAUGAGGACCUAGAUUUCUCUUUGCCUGCCAUCCGAUUAGAUAAAGGGGCCGUGGAGGACGAAGAACUAACUAACUUGAACUGGUUACACGAAAGCAAGAAUUUGCUAAAAAGCUUUGGGGACUCAGUUUUAAGAAGUGUUAGCCCAGUUCAGGACAUUGAUGAUGACACACCUCCUUCUCCUGCUCACUCGGACAUGCCCUAUGAUGCCAAGCAGAACCCCAACUGCAAACCUCCUUAUUCCUUUAGCUGCCUCAUAUUUAUGGCCAUUGAGGACUCGCCAACCAAACGCCUGCCUGUGAAGGAUAUAUACAACUGGAUCCUAGAACAUUUUCCUUAUUUUGCUAAUGCACCCACUGGAUGGAAAAAUUCUGUGAGACAUAAUCUGUCAUUAAAUAAGUGUUUUAAGAAAGUGGACAAAGACAGAAGUCAGAGUAUCGGAAAGGGGUCCUUGUGGUGUAUAGACCCAGAAUAUAGACAAAAUCUCAUUCAGGCUUUGAAAAAGACACCCUAUCACCCAUAUUCACAUGUGUUCAAUACACCUCCCACAUCUCCUCAGGCAUAUCAAAGCACAUCAGGUCCACCCAUUUGGCCAGGAAGGACCUUUUUCAAGAGAAAUGGAGCCCUUCUACAAGAUCCUGACAUUGAUGCUGCCACUGCCAUGAUGCUUUUGAAUACUCCCCCUGAGAUACAAGCAGUUCCCCCUGGUGUGAUACAAAAUGGAGCUCGUGUUCUGAGCAGAGGAAUGUUCCCAGGAGUCAGGCCAUUGCCAAUCAACCCUAUUGGAAGCAUGGCUGCUGCAGUGAGGAAUGGAUUAGCAAACUGCCGGAUGAGGACAGAAAGUGAACAGUCGUGUGGCUCUCCAGUUGUUAGUGGCGACCCAAAGGAGGAUCACAACUAUAGCAGUGCCAAAUCUUCCAACCACAGGAGCACUUCACCUGCCAGUGACUCUGUUUCCUCUUCUUCUGCUGAUGACCAUUAUGAAUUUGCUACUAAAGGCAGCCAAGACAGCAGCGAAGGGAGUGAAGUUAGUUUCCAGAGCCACGAGAGCCAUAGUGAAACAGAAGAGGAGGACAAAAAGCAAAACCGAAAGGAGACCAAGGACUCUCUAGCUGACAGUGGGUAUGCGUCCCAGCACAAGAAAAGGCAACAUUUACUGAAGGUGAAAAAAGUACCAAGUGACACACUGCCUCUUAAAAAGAGACGUACAGAAAAGCCCCCAGAGAGUGAUGAUGAGGAAAUGAAAGAAGCAGCUGGAUCACUCCUGCAUUUAGCAGGAAUUCGGUCCUGUUUGAAUAACAUUACCAAUCGGACGGCAAAGGGGCAAAAAGAGCAAAAGGAAACCACAAAAAAUUAGAACAAAUCAGUGAUUUGUUUGAACUUACAAAAUUUUGUUUUAGCACGUCAGGUGAAUUCUAAUGAUUUGUGGCAAUAUCAACAUUUUUUUGUUUUUGUUUUUUUGGGGGUUUUUUCUUUCUCUUUUUUUUCUUUUGACCCUUAAGAUUUUUAUUUUUAAAGGAGAUUGAAGCCAUAGAACUCAUACUGACACUCAGCUAAUUUACAAAAGCUUUUCAUUACCUGAAGACACAAAGUAAAAAAGCCAAAAUCACCAUUGCUUUCUCCAGCUUGUCAGAAAUGCAUGGUUGAAUACGCAGUGACAUCAACAUUAUUGUGAUGGGCGUACAAUUCGGCCCUUGGAGAUCCCUCUUAUACCUAGAAGAGAUGUGCAUAAUUUAGUAAUCAUUCAGGCCUGGCCCUUAGGUUUAAAAAAAAUGGCCUUAUAAUUAGGUUUAUGAGUGAAUGUGAAUAGAGAGAUUCGGAGGAUGGAGGUGGCAUGGAGUCCUCAACAUCUAACCAAGAACCGGUGGCAGUUGGAUACAGUUGUGCCAUAGAAGUCUUUGGACUGCCACUGGAGGCAUUUGCGCAUACAGUAAUGCACUAUUAGUGCUCCCUGUACUAUAUGUGGCUCAUAAUGUGAAGACUGUUAACUUUAAGUUGUGGAAAAAUUGAACUGUGUAUGCAACGGGUUUCAGUGAAAUAAUGAGGAGAAAUGAUGCUGGGGGGAGGGAAUUGUUAAUGGUAUUGUUAAUCAUUGAAUUCUGUCUUCUAUAUUAAAUUAAAAGAAUGUUCAAAAAGCCAUAAGCCUGAAGAUUGGCACUGCGUGCAAAAAUAAUAAUAAUAUGGAAAACAAGCUAUGUCUUCUAAACUGCCUGAGUGAAAAGCAAUCAAGUCUAAGAAAUUACAGUAGAUAUUAAGGAAGAAAAUAAAUCAGAAUAUUUUUCUGUUGAUCAAAAAUAUUUGAUCUAAUUGGGGAAAAAUGCUACAAACCCUGCCAUUAGUAUUAUGCUAUAUUUAAAACAAAAAAUCAGAAACAAAAAAAAGCAUAUUGAUGGACAAGAAACUAGAAUACAACAAAGAGCUCCUAUACUGCCCUCAAAAUUGAGUAUGCAGUUAAUGUCAGUCAGGAUUCAUCUGUGCAAAAACAUCAGAUUUCCAGAUUUAACCAGCGUAGCCAGAAGAAAAUUCUGAUCCACAUUGCAUGGAUUUUGGGGAGAGGAAAUUUAAAAAAACAAACAAACUUUUUUUUAAUUCAAAGAUAAAGUUCUUGUAAGGUAAAUAAUGUAUUUAGCAUGAAGCAUGAAUUAUUUUCAUAUAAAUAUAGAAAAUAGAGAAAAGGCUAUGCCUCUAAUUUUUAAGCCCUUAGGCUUAGAGUCUGUUUUUGUUUUGUUUUUGGUUUUUGUUUUGGGGUUUUUGUUUCUGUUUUUGUUUUGAAGCAGGUGUUUAAGGUUUAACCUUCUUCAGGGACAAACACUGACUGUUGGGGAACUUACUCUGCAAUAUUAAAAAUAUCUUCACACUCUGGUAGGGCUUGGAUGGUUGAAUUUUACUGCCUUGUCUGCACAUUCAGCCCCCUCUCCCUACUUCUGUUUAAAAAAAAAAAGUAUGUUCUUUCUCUGCCUGUACAUGUGUAACAUGAUGCAAUAAUUUGAGGGCAAAUUUAGUAGUGAGUGUGUAUGAUAGAAUCAAGAGGAUAACGGGAGGCUUAAUUGAGGAAAAAUAAUUUAGAUUUGGUUCAGGGAUAGGUAUGUCAGUGAAUAGCUUUGCUAAUUUGCCAUGAAAAGAAAUGAAGUUAGUAAAGGGCCUUAUUGAUGGUGAUCAGAAAUGUAGCACAGGAUUGGAGGAAGUGAUUCAGGUAUAGUUGUGCUACUCUCAUGAAAAUGUUGAUAAUUAGAUUGGAACUCCCUAGAAUGGGGAGGGGAGCUGUGAAGAAAAUACAAUCUCUCCCACCCCAAUUUGUGAAUUUGGCAUUAAAAUUGUCUACACUAAGGAAGUUCUCAAGGCAAAAGGAAAAUAAUAGGGAAGGAAAAUCCCUAUCAUUUUAUAAAAUACAAUUGUUUAUCGUCAUUAAAAACUUGAGGCCAUGAUAUUUAUCCCUGGUGUAACUGUUUCAAUCCUCUGAGUUAUAGGAGGAAGUAUAGCCCAUGAACAGGAAGCUAUAGUGGGACACGGUUGUCCACACAAUGCAAUGGAGUAAAAUAAAAAUUGAACCAUGAGGCAUUUGGGUUUUUUAUGUUAUAUAGAAAACAUAUUACAGCACAAGACUGCAGCACCAAAAUUAGUUUCUUCUGAUUUGCUUAAGUGUAAUGCAGGACCCAAAACCUGACUAUAUUGUGAAUUGAAUAAAAGUCAAUUAUCUGGAUGCUACAAUCUGGUAACUUCAAGCCGAGUAGAUUGAGAAGACAGGAGGCAAAGAUGGUAAAACCCUUAUACUCAGAUGCUCUGUAUGCAGGGUUGGCCCCCCAGGUUUAAAUUACAACCCUACUAACAGUUGCUAACACAUAACACACUGGCUGCCAGCAGCACUGAAAAGCAAAAAGUCACAGCUAGGGAUUAGUGCAGCAUAGAAGUGCAUCAGCCAAUAUUGCUUCCUCGAGGUACAGUCCCUUCAUGACAGCCCUGGGGUCUUUCUCCUGUUGGCAGGUACACCAGCUCUGCAGCCAAAAUCCACUGAUAGUGUCAUACCACAACUGCACCAGAAAGUCUGGCCUCUUGUGUUUCAUGAAUUUCUGGGAAGAGUAACUGCAAAUGAAAAUGCAUUCACUUGCCUCAAAAGCCAAUGCAAUACACACUUGUACAUAUAUUGUUCCAUCCCACCAGUUUGUUGAACAUUAAAUUCAAUUAAGAGUAAAAUUUAGUGGCAUCAAGUACAUUUGAAGUGAUGGCUUACUCCCCACCUUCACCAGAGAAAAUGGCAUGAUCACAUAACAGUGUGUAAAAACUUUUCUCAGUCACAAAACUUAAUUCCAGAAUUAUUACACUGAUAUAAUAGUUACUCCAGACAUACACUAGUGUAACUAAGAUCAGUGUCUGUUCUAUGACAUCUUCUAAUUUGGCUGCUUGAUUAAAUAUGUAAUUACCACUAGCAUUAUCCACCCAAGAAAACAAACUUGUGCGCUAAUCCCUAAUGAAGGCAAGUUAUCUUAAAUAUAUUAUUUCUAUAGAACUUUACUCAUUCCUUUAUAGAUUUGCUGGUAUAUUUAAAUGUCAGCAGGUGCAAUUUGUAGCUCCUACACAGGUGUACUUCGAAGAUAUCAAUAGGUCAUAUUUUACAAAAUACUUUCAGGAAAUAUUUAAAAAGAGGUACUAGAAUUUGGCUUUAUGUACUAAAGCCCCCUGAAGACUAUUCAAGAAGGGCAUAAAAUAUAUGUGAUUAAAACUAUCUAUUGUUUUAUGCUAAAAAUAUUUUGUCCCGAAUUCCCAUAAAUGCAGCUGGUGACAUUCAGUACAUAACUAUAGAUUGGUGUGUUUUAAAAAAACAAAACCUAAAAGCCCACCUUUUAAAACACACAAAAUACACCUAAUUGAGCACAAUAACUUCUUUGGAAUUUGUCCUGGCUCCAUCAGUUAAAUAUUAAUUAUUUAAUAGGUGAAUUCUUUGUACAUUGGAUUGGAAGGUCUGCUUAAGGUUCAUGUAGUCUUAUGCAACUAAACAUUAUAGAGCCAAUACAAUGUAUGCUCAUAAAUACUCCUCUUAAGUAUUAAAUAAAAACACAUUGCCAUCUCCUCAGUGCAGUUAGAAUCCUGCCAAAACUAACUGGCAAUAGGGUGGUCUUAUGGACUUAAUUAUUUGCCAGAUUUUUUUUCCUGAUAGCCAUUUGAGGAAGAGCUAAAAUCUCAACUUCUAUUUUCCCUACUACAGUAUUUUUUAAAAUCUUUCAAAAUGAAUGUCCUCCAAAGCUGGUGUGUGUGUGUGUGUGUAUAUUUUAGGGCAGCAGUCUAUUAAUGGCAAAUUACAAACCUGAGAGGAUUUUAAGGGUGGUUUAUAAUUGACAAACAAAUCCUUACAUUUUAAAAUAUUCAUUUUGGAGCAAAAAAAGUUUGCAAGCCAGAGCUAAUGCCACAAAUAGAUUCUGCUAAAGUCUGCAGGUGUAAAGGAAUUAACCAUUCACUGCUUGUGUGCUGCAGAAUAUUUGAUGAUCUUUUAUAAAAUAAUUUUGAUGAAAUUUUGCCCUUUAAAAAUGCUAAGCACAGGUCUUCAGCAGCUUUGCUAUUUCAUCAAAUGUAUCUUUCAAAAAACAGAGCUUGAGUCUGAUCUCUCACAUGUUGAAACCAGAAGUAAUUCCAGGAGCAUCACUGGAGUUAAAACCAGAAUAGGUGAGAUUAGACAUACACCUCUUUAGCUGUAGUAAAUCAGCCUCUGAGCCUAAUUCUCAUCACACGUGGAUUAUAUAUUAGUGUGUAACUUGACUGAUGUCCUUGUAGCUAAUCCUGAUUUACACUAGUGGGAGAAGAAAAUCCCUAAACAAACACACCAGCCUUCUAUAUUUGACUGAAUUACUGCCUCACUUUGAAAAUUCAUAUGGUAGAAAUUUACAGGCCAAAUUCCCUACUUAUUUGGACUCAAUGGAACUCUAAUAGAGUUACGUCAAUUUACAACAUCAGCGAAUUUUGUCCUAAAUCAUCCUUGGUAAAAUUUCUAAAAACACCUAAGUCAAGAGUGACCUACUGACUUUUAUUGAGAGAUGGGCUCCUAAGUCAUUAAGGGCCAAAUUUGUAAAUGUGUUUAGGUACUCAAAGUUGCAUAUAGGCCACUGCCUAGUGGAAUUUUCAAACAUGCCUGGAUGUCUUGCUGCUGUUGAAAUCAAUGGGAGUUAGUUGCUUAGGGCUUUUGAAAAUUCCACGAGAGAGAGGUGCCUGGGGAUCUGCAUCAUUAGGCACCAUUACAAAUCUGGCCCUAUGUGUUUUUGAAAAAUAUAUCCUGAUUCCGAAGAGAAGUGGAAAACCACAUUCACAAUUUCAGAUACAAAUUCAAUUCAUUUGAUCAAGCAAGUGAAUCAAGUUAUUUCAGCUGGGUCACAGCUGUCCAGGAUACCUUUUAAAUUUUUAUUUAGAAAAGUUUAUUUUUUAAAUAUCUUCUUGACUUUGCCAGCAAAAGAGCAUUUGAAUCGUACAUACUCUUGAUUGUAACAAAGUAUCAGUGUUGACAUUUGACCGGUUCAGUCUUUAGUGUUGUUCUUCACAGCCCUCCAGUAAUAUAUCAAACACUGUUAUGCACAUAAUGCAGCACUGUGAUCUAAUUUAAAUAAUACUUUUUUAUUAUUUAUACUACUCUAUGUAAUAUACAUCAACACUUUGCUAUAUAACCUAAGUGAUAACCCUUUUCUUAGUUAUCUGCCAAACUUUGAACUUCUGUUUGGUUUAUAUUGUAGUUAAUGCGGCUACAAAGUUGUAAUGUCUUUUUCUUUUUAGUCAGAAUGUGUAAAUCAAACUAUAUACAUCUUGUGUGUUUCUAUUUUGAGCUGGAGUUUGAGGAUUUACACACAAACAUUUGGUGUUCUGUAUAAAUCUGCAUACCUUUGUGAAAUCAUCUGUUAAUCCCCUUUUAUUUAGUAUUAAUUGACAGUGAUUUAUUAGGGUUUCUUGUUUUUACUUUUUCUAAUACUGGUUAUUCUUGAAUUAAGCACAGACUUGUCAGCUGGGUUGCUUUAUUAUUGAUAGUGUAUAUGACCUUAUAAAUCUUCCACAGUUCAGCAAACAAGUACUAGCUUCACUGACCAAAAAAAGAAAAAAAUUCUCAACCUGAUGUGUCUAUGGUGCUGUAUUUUGCUGGUGUACAUUUAAAAUAAGAAAUGAGUUAACAAAGGUCACUUCUGAGUUGUUGUGCUAAACGAAUAUCCUUUUCUCUUUUCUGUUAGCAUUGAAACAAAGAGUAUUUAUCUGAAAAUAUAUAAUUGGAUUUUUUCCCCACUGUAUCACAUUUGCAAUGAGUAUAGAUAGCAUGGGGUUUCUAUUCCUUUUGCAAAGAGGGUGAAAUUUGCCCAGCGCCUGAUCCAAUGUCUAUUUGAAAUGAAUGGGAGUGUUUUAAGUUAUCUUCAUUGGGCUUUGGAUCAGGACACCAGCACUGAAGACCCACCACUUAAGCCCAAAAUUAAGGAUUUAAGUGAUGGAAAGGCCUUGUGCUGACAUUCAACACUAGAGUGGAUUUCACCUAAAGCUGAUACUCCAUAUUAGAUGUUCAGAUGCUAAUAUGGAUAAUAGAUCUUAGCUAGAAAUUGGAUUCCAUCCCUCUAUGACUGUGGCCUGAAAUCCCAAUAGCUAUUUUUUUCUAGUUCAGAUAAGACUGAAAUUUUAAGUUAAUUGAACAUUGUACAUUUCCUGAGUAUGUGUGGGGGACAACAGUUAAAAGUAAUACCUGCAUCUGAUAACCAAUUUCAUGCCUGCAUCAUUCACACUCACUACUUAAAACUGCCAUUAUGUAAAAUGUUGGGGGAAUGAUUUGUGUGUGUAUGAAAAAGCAUUAUAAACUUGUACAUUUUUAUACUCUGAUUCUGUAAUAUUUCUGAAAUAUUUUGUUUUACAGAAAAAAGUGAUAAAGCAAUCAAAAGACCAAUAGGUUUAAUAUCAGUGCUUAAGGGUCACAUGACCUUAACUGGCCAAUGAGUUAAUUUAGUACAGUAACAAGCCAAUUUUUUUUUUUUUUUUUUUUUUUUUUGCUGUACUUGGAGUAUGAAACUGCCAAUUUCAUACAUAUUGAAAUGAGAACUGUGAUGGGGGAAUAAACAGUGAUGUUAAGUUGUAUUUUUGUUUACCUAAAUGAGCAGUCCGAAGGCAAGUGCAAUCAGCCGAUCUUUAGGAAAUAUGAAAGUGUUGAUUUAGAAGCAUACUUACAUUUUACAUUUUCUUGAUGUGUAAUCAUAUUGCCAAAGACAAACUAUUUCAUCAAUUAUUAUUGUAAAUAACACUUUCCCAAAACCUACCAUAAAGUUUCUGUGAUGUAUUGUCUUCCAGUUGCAAUAAAAAUUACUGAGUUGCAUCAAUUGAA